This is a messenger RNA of Rhodofomes roseus, 1462 nucleotides long. RefSeq lists its product as uncharacterized. Gene Ontology annotation, biological process: regulation of store-operated calcium entry. The transcript has 4 exons. Gene Ontology annotation, cellular component: endoplasmic reticulum membrane. The record is from RefSeq and is a predicted model, not a curated record. The coding region runs from base 318 to 1250 and encodes 310 amino acids. NCBI's taxonomy places the organism in Eukaryota, Fungi, Basidiomycota, Agaricomycetes, Polyporales, Fomitopsidaceae.
CUUCAGUUUGAGCUAUCCCCUCUGUAUGCGAGUUGCCAACCUUCAGGAAAUGCUCAACUUGUAGAGGCCGUCUAGAAAGCUGGCGUGCGUCCACUGCCUUGGGAAGGGGUCGCCGUGUCCAUUUAGAUUGGCAGGGUGACUACACGUUGCUCCACGUUAGCUUAACCGCCUAGGCAGUCGUGUCGCGUCCAGAACUUGCUACUGAAUAUCAUCUGCGGGUGCGCGAUCAACUCUCCAGCGACCCGAGGUUCUCCUUCGCCAUCGUCUUCUCGUCUUGCUCCUCGAACAGGCUCUAGAGAUCUGAAGACCCGGCGGCCAUGUCCAAGAUGCUUUCGAAGGUCGCGCUCGAGCGCAUCCCGUCACUGACGUUUUACAAGGACGCAUUGACGCUGUCAAAGAGAGGCGACCCGGUACCUCAGCUCACGUGCGUGGGCAAAGCAUGCAGGUUGUACGAGCCAGACGUCGUGCGGUGCACGAAUGCCGGCGGCCAUGGUACCGAAGUGGACUGGAAGUGCGAAGCGGACCUCCCGGAGGCCCUGCGCUUCGGAAGGGUCGAGGUGUCAUGCGAGGGAUGGAGUGGUCCUGGCGAUCCGUACGUCUUGAAAGGGUCUUGCGGUCUCGAAUACCGACUUGUGCAGAUCCCUGAUGCCCUGCGUCGACCCGACGAACACCACCGCCAUCACUCUCGGAUUCUGAAUUGGAUUGCAGCGGCGCGCGAGAACCCGUCUGCUGCAGUGUUCACAAUCGUCUGGACGGCCUGUCUCCUCCUCAUUCUGUACAGCUUCCUCAAGUCCUGCUUCACCAGCCGGACAGGCAGUUCGUCGUCGUCUGGCUCACGCCCCCGUCCUCCAGACACUGGGCCGGGCUCCGGGUGGUUCGGCAGUAACGGAGAUCACAGUCCAGGCACUCACGAUGCGCCGCCUCCGUACACCAAGUACCCCACCGGGUCGACACCUGGUGUGAACCCCAUGCCGGGCUUCUGGACGGGCGCUGCACUCGGCGGGCUCGGCACGUACCUCUUCAACCGUGGCCAGCGAGAGCGCGUCCAGCCACGCCCGAGCGCAUAUGACUGGGAACACGACCGGCUGUUCCGCGCGUCACCGUCCGCCGCGUUUGAGCAGCCGCCGCGGGAGUCUGGAGGCGGGUUUGGACGACGCGCGGCGUUCACCUCGGAUGAUCGUGGGGAGGGCUCGUCGAACCUUGGCUCGAUGAGGAGAAGCACGGGCUUGGGAGGAUCGAAUGUGAGAUGAUGUUACGAAGGCGAUCGUCAUUGGUGUCAGAGGCCGAAGAAGUUCUCUGUAUGCAUGUAUUGUAUAUGUAUGUGUUACUUGCUUCCUGGACGGCCAUGACGGUAUCCUGUGCUCAUCACACCGACACACUCAAGCCAAUCAACUUGUCGACGACCCAGUUGUACUGAUGUAUAUGGCUGAAAGAUAGGGACUUCAAUCGAAGUACCGGUGUC